CGCACGUGACCCUCGCUCAUGGCGGCGGCGGCGGCGGCGGAGCUGGCAGCGCGCGGCGGCCGGAGCCGGAUCCUGUAGCCGGGGUGUGGGCCCGCGUCAGUCCGUCCCUCCCUCAGCCCCCUCGCGCGUCUUCCGGAGUGCGGCUGGCGGAGCCGGGAUGGCGGAGCGAGGCGCGGAGCCCGCGCCGGCCGCGCUGGCGGCUCUGCCCCCCGAAGUGCGGGCGCAGCUGGCGGAGCUGGAGCUGGAGCUCUCGGAGGGGGACAUCACACAGAAGGGAUAUGAAAAGAAAAGGUCAAAACUUCUGUCUCCUUACAUCCCACAGACACAAGAAACUGAUUCAGCAGCACAGAAAGAACAUAGAAACCAGACACCUGCUCCAUCUGCAGCUCAAACUUCCGCUCCUUCCAAGUACCACCGAUCUCGAUCUGGGGGAGCCAGGGAUGAGCGAUAUCGAUCAGAUAUUCACACAGAAGCGGUUCAGGCUGCACUGGCAAAGCAUAAAGAACAAAAAAUGGCUUUGCCCAUGCCUACCAAAAGGCGCUCCACAUUCGUCCAGUCUCCUGCCGAUGCCUGCACGCCUCCUGACACGUCUUCGGCCUCCGAGGAUGAGGGCUCUCUGAGACGCCAAGCUGCGCUCUCUGCUGCCUUACAGAGCUUACAGAAUGCAGAGUCCUGGAUCAACCGUUCCAUUCAGGGAUCGUCCACUUCUUCAUCUGCAUCUUCUACGCUGUCCCAUGGAGAGGUCAAAGGAACCAGUGGGUCUCUAGCUGAUGUAUUUGCCAAUACUCGAAUAGAGAAUUUUUCUGCUCCCCCUGAUGUCACUACAACUACCUCUUCAUCAUCAUCAUCUUCCUCAGUACGCCCAGCAAAUAUUGAUCUGCCCCCCUCCGGGAUAGUUAAAGGCAUGCACAAAGGAUCCAACAGGUCCAGCCUUAUGGAUACAGCUGAUGGUGUUCCUGUCAGUAGCAGAGUAUCCACAAAAAUCCAACAACUUCUCAACACUCUGAAACGACCCAAAAGGCCUCCCUUAAAAGAAUUUUUUGUGGAUGACUCUGAAGAAAUUGUGGAAGGUAUACCUCAGCCAGACCCUAACCAGCCCAAGCCUGAGGGGCGGCAAAUGACCCCUGUGAAGGGAGAGCCCCUAGGAGUUAUCUGCAAUUGGCCUCCCGCGCUGGAGUCUGCCCUGCAGCGCUGGGGCACCACGCAAGCCAAGUGCCCCUGCCUGACCGCACUGGACGUGACAGGGAAGCCAGUCUACACGCUCACCUACGGAAAGUUGUGGAGCAGAAGUUUAAAGUUGGCCUAUACACUGCUUAAUAAACUGGGGACCAAAAAUGAACCUGUGUUAAAACCUGCAGACAGGGUAGCCCUGGUUUACCCCAACAAUGAUCCAGUCAUGUUUAUGGUGGCUUUUUAUGGAUGUCUCCUGGCUGAAGUGAUUCCAGUGCCUAUAGAGGUACCUCUUACCAGAAAGGAUGCUGGAGGGCAGCAGAUUGGCUUCUUGCUAGGAAGCUGUGGUAUCGCUUUAGCUCUUACCAGUGAAGUCUGUCUAAAGGGGCUGCCAAAAACACAGAAUGGAGAGAUCGUACAGUUUAAAGGUUGGCCCCGGCUCAAAUGGGUUGUAACAGAUUCCAAGUACCUUUCAAAGCCUCCUAAGGACUGGCAGCCCCACAUCUCACCUGCCGGCAGCGAGCCAGCGUACAUCGAGUAUAAAACAAGCAAAGAAGGGAGUGUAAUGGGAGUGACGGUGUCCCGCCUGGCGAUGCUGUCUCACUGCCAAGCCCUGUCCCAGGCCUGCAAUUAUUCUGAAGGAGAAACAGUAGUAAAUGUUUUAGACUUUAAGAAGGAUGCUGGGCUGUGGCAUGGCAUGUUUGCGAAUGUAAUGAAUAAGAUGCAUACAAUUAGUGUACCCUACUCUGUUAUGAAGACUUGCCCUCUCUCGUGGGUCCAGAGAGUACAUGCCCACAAAGCCAAGGUAGCUUUAGUAAAAUGUCGAGACUUGCACUGGGCUAUGAUGGCACAUCGGGACCAACGAGAUGUGAGCUUGAGUUCCCUCCGGAUGUUAAUUGUGACCGAUGGAGCAAAUCCCUGGUCUGUGUCGUCCUGCGAUGCCUUCCUGAGUCUGUUCCAGAGUCACGGCCUGAAACCUGAGGCCAUCUGUCCGUGCGCUACUUCUGCUGAAGCCAUGACUGUCGCAAUCCGCAGGCCUGGAGUUCCAGGGGCCCCUUUGCCGGGAAGAGCCAUUCUCUCAAUGAAUGGAUUGAGCUAUGGGGUAAUACGGGUCAAUACUGAAGAUAAAAAUUCAGCACUAACAGUCCAGGAUGUGGGGCAUGUCAUGCCUGGUGGGAUGAUGUGCAUCGUGAGACCUGAUGGACCUCCCCAGCUCUGCAGAACGGACGAAAUCGGAGAGAUCUGUGUCAGCUCCAGAACAGGCGGCAUGAUGUACUUUGGGCUUGCUGGUGUGACCAAAAAUACCUUUGAGGUAAUUCCAGUGAAUUCUGCAGGCUCUCCUGUUGGGGAUGUGCCAUUUAUCCGGUCAGGAUUGCUGGGGUUUGUAGGGCCCGGCAGCUUGGUGUUUGUGGUUGGAAAAAUGGACGGAUUACUCAUGGUUAGUGGUCGCAGACAUAAUGCUGAUGACAUUGUUGCUACAGGAUUGGCUGUGGAAUCAAUAAAGACUGUUUAUAGAGGAAGAAUUGCUGUGUUUUCUGUGUCUGUGUUUUAUGAUGAGCGCAUUGUCGUGGUUGCGGAACAAAGACCCGAUGCUUCCGAGGAAGACAGUUUCCAGUGGAUGAGCCGCGUGUUGCAGGCAAUCGAUAGCAUUCAUCAAGUGGGGGUUUAUUGUCUUGCUCUGGUGCCUGCCAAUACAUUGCCAAAAACUCCACUAGGAGGAAUUCAUCUCUCUCAAACAAAACAGCUCUUCCUGGAAGGAUCUCUACAUCCGUGCAAUAUCCUCAUGUGCCCACAUACAUGCGUGACCAAUUUGCCAAAACCCCGGCAAAAGCAACCAGGUGUAGGCCCUGCUUCUGUGAUGGUUGGGAAUCUGGUUGCUGGAAAACGCAUAGCACAAGCUGCAGGAAGGGAUCUCGGGCAAAUUGAAGAGAAUGAUUUAGUGAGGAAGCACCAAUUUCUGGCAGAGAUAUUACAGUGGCGAGCCCAGGCAACCCCUGACCAUGUACUCUUCAUGCUGUUAAAUGCAAAGGGCACGACUGUGUGCACAGCCAGCUGCCUCCAGCUUCACAAGCGAGCAGAGAGGAUUGCAUCAGUUCUUGGUGAUAAGGGGCAUCUAAAUGCAGGCGACAAUGUGGUGUUGCUCUAUCCACCUGGCAUCGAGCUAAUCGCUGCAUUCUACGGCUGCCUGUAUGCGGGGUGCAUUCCUGUGACUGUCCGGCCUCCUCAUGCUCAAAACCUUACUGCCACAUUGCCCACAGUCCGCAUGAUUGUUGAUGUCAGCAAAGCCGCCUGCAUUCUCACCACGCAGAUGCUAAUGAGGUUACUGAAGUCCCGAGAGGCAGCUGCAUCUGUGGAUGUGAAAACCUGGCCAACCAUCAUUGACACAGAUGAUUUACCCAGGAAGAAGCUGCCUCAGUUGUAUAAACCACCCACUCCUGAGAUGUUGGCGUAUCUUGAUUUUAGUGUCUCUACAACGGGCAUGCUGACAGGAGUGAAGAUGUCCCACUCGGCAGUCAAUGCUCUCUGUAGAGCCAUCAAGCUCCAGUGUGAAUUGUAUUCUUCUCGGCAGAUCGCCAUCUGCCUUGACCCUUACUGUGGACUUGGCUUUGCACUCUGGUGUCUCUGCAGUGUCUAUUCGGGACACCAGUCCAUCUUAAUUCCUCCUAUGGAGUUAGAAAACAACCUUUUCCUCUGGCUAGCCACUGUCAACCAGUACAAGAUAAGGGACACGUUCUGCUCCUACUCAGUAAUGGAGCUCUGCACCAAGGGGCUUGGAAACCAGGUGGAGGUGCUGAAGACCAGAGGGAUCAACCUCUCCUGCAUCCGGACGUGUGUGGUGGUGGCCGAGGAGCGGCCCCGUAUCGCCCUCCAGCAGUCCUUCUCCAAGCUCUUCAAAGACAUCGGUCUGUCCCCUCGAGCUGUCAGCACCACUUUUGGAUCAAGAGUCAAUGUAGCAAUAUGUUUACAGGGAACCUCAGGGCCCGAUCCAACUACUGUGUAUGUAGAUCUGAAGUCAUUAAGACAUGACAGGGUUCGUCUCGUGGAGCGGGGAGCCCCCCAGAGCUUGCUCCUCUCAGAGUCUGGAAAGAUUUUACCUGGAGUGAAGGUGGUUAUUGUUAAUCCCGAGACCAAAGGGCCCGUCGGAGACUCUCACCUGGGAGAGAUCUGGGUGAACAGUCCCCACACCGCCAGUGGCUAUUACACCAUCUACGACAGCGAGACCCUUCAAGCUGAUCAUUUCAACACUCGCCUCAGCUUCGGGGACGCUGCUCAGACACUGUGGGCCCGGACAGGUUACCUGGGCUUUGUCCGCCGAACUGAGCUCACAGCGGCCACUGGAGAUCGUCAUGACGCGUUAUACGUGGUGGGAGCUCUGGAUGAAACGCUGGAGCUGAGGGGAUUACGAUACCACCCAAUCGACAUUGAGACCUCAGUGUCUCGGGUCCACAGGAGCAUUGCUGAAUGUGCCGUCUUCACGUGGACCAACCUGCUGGUGGUGGUGGUGGAACUGUGUGGCUCUGAACAGGAAGCUCUAGAUCUGGUUCCUUUGGUGACAAACGUGGUUCUGGAGGAGCAUUACCUCAUCGUUGGCGUCGUGGUUGUGGUGGACCCAGGCGUCAUCCCCAUCAACUCCCGAGGAGAGAAGCAGAGGAUGCACCUCCGUGACAGCUUCCUCGCCGACCAGUUAGACCCCAUCUACGUGGCUUAUAACAUGUAACAGCCUGUGGAGAUGAUCGGGGCCAUCCGGAAACCACAAGCACCAGAGACCGGUGACUUAGGAGCAAGCUUUCAGAUCGUGUAAAAUAAGCUGAGGUGGCUACAUUAUAUCCUUCAUCUCAUCCUGUGGGACUCUGCAAUCACACAGCACACAGAAAAGGGGAAUUCUGUGGUGGCAAAUGAAAAAAAUGUUAACAGUCAUGAGCUUUGACAUAGCGUGAGCAGCACGUUACUAAAGCAAUUACAUGCAUGUUGCAUAUUUUUCAUCGGUUGUAUAUACUUGUAUUUUUAUCUAAUGCCAUUUUAGAAUUUUGUAAGGGAGUUUAAUGAAUUCACAAAAGGGGGUAGUCUGAGGUACCCGGUUCCCCGCCCUGUACUGUAUCUUGCCUUUUACCAGCUAGACAUCCUGCGGGUUUUGUUAACAUGGAACUACUCAUCUUCGGUUGGCUCAUAAGCAAAUUGGAUAACUCGCUGAAUAUGAAAAUUAUAUAUGUAUAGUUCUUGACUGUAAAACAUUUUGACCAUUGUUUUGAACAUGUAAAUAAGAAUAUACAUAAUUUAGCUUCAAAAAAAUGAAGAUUGGCUUGUCUAGUUACAACCACCAAAGUAGAAACAUUUCUACUUUGAGAGAAUUUCUUAAUGUGGUGUAGUUGAAUAGGUAACUAAAAAAUGCAAAUUGUUUGCAGAUUUCGCUGCACAUCAUACUAUGUCUCUAUUGGCUGGUGUAUUUUAUAAACUAAAGCUGUCUAUGUUUGUUUUUAAAGUUUGCAUUCCCAGAAUCAGCUUUAUUUAAGCUUUUAAGAAUUCAACCUGUUUCUACAAGCUGAAAAAUCUGUUUAAAAAUCAAAAUGUUAUGCAAAAGCUCAGAUUCAUUAGCUCCCACCCCUAUUCCAAGGAACCACAAUUACUCACUUUGGCCCCCAGUGUUGAAACUGUGUUUCAAGUUAAGAGUGACUACACGAGAAUUUAGAAUUUCCUCUUUUUUCCAGGUUCAGUGUAAACUGUGACUACAGUUUGUACAUAUAGCUUCUCUUUUCUGAAAACUGAAGUGCCCUCUGACCUUCCAGUUCAUGAGGGCCAAGAUUUUAAGAACAAGAACGAUAGGCUGGGAAGACAGUGGGACCAAAGUCCCGUGAAACCAUAAGGCCACCUAACUGUACAUCUCAAAACUCACCAAUUUGACUUGCCAAAAUAGCCAGACUUAUGCUGAAACAGGGGACGUGCGAUGUAUGCAAGAAACUCUUUUGAAAUAACUGUGGUGCUCAGGCCAAGCAAGACUGAGCUUGGGACUGAGGGUGGCCUCCAGCUCAGUUUCUUCCUUUGGUCUGAUACUUCAUGUAUUUGAAUAUAGUUGAAUUUAUUUUUUUCUUACAGAAAUAUUUUUAAAAAUUAAAAAAAAAUCAAAGUGAACAGAGUUAACAUGUUAAAUCAGAAUGGUUCUCUUUGACCCACUCUGUCUAUUGUGUAAAUAUUUAUUUAGACUAUUUUAAUAAUACAUAUUAUUUACCCCACUGUAACAUCAUGUAAACUAAAUAUGUUUUUAAACAGUUUUUAAGACUUGUAAGUACCCUGAAAAUAAGGUUUGUAAUGCAAAGGCCGGACCCUUCUCUGUGGCAGCGUUGUUGGAGGCUGCCUUCCAGUCUGUGACUCAAAGCCACCUUAUGACUCCCUUUUACAUAACCCCCUUCCCCCGACCCGUUCUCCACAGAAGGCAGACCUCAAGACGUUUUCCAGUUCCAGAUCUCUUUUCCAGCAUUUGGGGUGACAUUAAUUUAUACGUGGUGGGAGAGGUUCUAGGAUGCACAGGGGAGAAAGCACUUACAUUGGGGCAAGAAUCCCAGCGACUAGCAACGGUUUGUUUUGCAGAGAAAACAGCCUUCUUUUUUGGAAAGUAAUUUCCUGAAAACAGUUCUUACUGAUUCACUAAACAAAAACAAGGGACCCUGAGAAGUAAAUAGUAAGUUCUAAGGAAAUAAUAUAGGCAGAGUCUAUUCUGUGGGUUGUAUUAUUCUUUACUGCACAAGUUAAUGUGUCUGCUAGAAGUAUCAUGUGAGCCACAUCUGUCAUUUUAGAUUUUCUAGUAACCACAUUUUAAGAACUAAGAAAGAAACAUGUGAAAUGGUUUUAAAAUGUUUUAUUUAACCCAAUAUAUAAAAAAAAUACCAUGCAUUGUGAAAUCAAUAUAGAAAAAGUACUGAAAUGUUUUACUUUUUUUCUCCUAUUAAGUCUUUGAAAUCCAAUAUUGUUAAGCACAUCUCUGUUCAGACUAACCAUAUUUCAAGUUUUCAGUAGCCACAUGUGGGGAAUGGCUAUGGUGUUGGAUAGUGCAGAGCUAUACUCAUUCCUUCAAAAAAAGAUAAUCUAUUAAUCUCAAAAUGUGGCCAAUUCCCAGUUACUUAGGGGCCAGUUAGCUAGUUUUAUAGUUCCUAGAGUUUCUGAUUCAUCUUUAGUUUUUGCUUUCUGCCUUGUGGCUGCUUUAUUGAUCUUCUGCAUAUCCCUCAAAAGCCAGAAUUCGUCUGUGGAGGAGAGAAAGCUGAGCUGUGUCUCUGGGAGCUCCAUCAGUAGCUCUGGUCCAGUAUCUCUGGAAGGGGAAGAGAGUCCAGCCAUGAGCUUGGAGAUGUUUGUGCUCCGUCUGUUGCAGACUUGGAUAAGAAAACUUUCCUUCGAUGACACAGUGCUCUUGCUCUUUCCACAUUAGACAGACCCAAAAGAUCAUUGUUGGUAGAAAGAGCCUUGCCAAACUCCGAACUACAUUGUCUGGGUUUUUAUGCCUGUGAAAAAAAACACCAAAUAGCAACCCCCCUUUCAUCUAAGAGAGAUCUCAUCUGAAAGCUUUUAGAGCCUGUUUCUGCUCCUCAGCAGGAGUAAUUGAGGUAGAUCAGAGAAAGGGCUGCCUCCAGAAAAACACGAGGUCCUACGAAUUCUUAGAGCUACAGGAAUGCCAUCUCCUGCAUCGGUGAGCCCCUGGGGAAGACCAGCAUGCUAAUGGGCACCAGGGAGCCCAGUCUUCACUUUUCCUCAUUAAGGGCCUGUUACCCCAGUACCAUGUCCUUUCCUUAGGAAGCUGUGCUGCCUCAGGCUGUUCGGGACCAUUGCCUAUUUACAGGUCAUGUGAGUGUGCUUCCUUUAGUCCCUGGGCAAUGCUUGCUUAAUGCUUUUGUUGAAUCAACAAAGGGCCUGAGGCCUUAGGUUUUUUAUUAAGGCCUCUGCCCCAGGCAUGGUGCUCAAUAUCUUGGCCAAAUAAGUUACUUUCUUAAAUAUGCAGGAAUCUUUUAGACUAAAGCUAAUGAGGAGUUACCACCUCACCCUCAAACUCCAUGAUCUAUGCCUUAGUGUUGUUUUGUUGUAAAGCAAGAGUAUUUGGAGCAAGAAGCUGCAGGACUCCAAGUACACAAUAGGCCUUUUCAUUAUCAUUCAUACAUUUCUGCUUUAGGUAUAUGUACAUGGCCAUGCUGUUUGUCCCGAGGAAGAGAGUGUAAAGAUAUAAGAAUACUUUUUUAGUCCUAAAUGCUGUUUUGUUUACUUUCUGUCAAGAUAUUUACCAGUGUCAAAUUCAAACUAUAGUACUGUGUAAUUAUGUAUAAAGUUUUUUUAUUUAUUUGAAAUUAGACUAGAUAUACAUUUUUAAAUUUAACAUCUGGCUGGACAGUGUUCUAUUAACUCAUUGAAUGUGUUUCCUUUGUCUUGUGUUAAUAAAUAUUGAUACCUGA
Pipistrellus kuhlii (Kuhl's pipistrelle) is the source of this 8597-nucleotide messenger RNA. RefSeq names its product disco interacting protein 2 homolog B (gene DIP2B). The coding region runs from base 158 to 4888 and encodes 1576 amino acids. The transcript is spliced from 38 exons. The record is from RefSeq and is a predicted model, not a curated record. Lineage: Eukaryota; Metazoa; Chordata; Mammalia; Chiroptera; Vespertilionidae.